Molecule: messenger RNA, 819 nt
Organism: Gloeophyllum trabeum ATCC 11539
Lineage: Eukaryota; Fungi; Basidiomycota; Agaricomycetes; Gloeophyllales; Gloeophyllaceae
Exons: 3
Coding region: 1-819 (272 amino acids)
Source: RefSeq, a predicted model, not a curated record
AUGAACGCGACCAACUUCGGCAUAUAUUAUGACGAUGCCGAUUAUACGGCUCCUGCUCUGAAUCACGGUGACGAGGCCGAACAUCGAUUUUUCUUAGAGCAUAAGGGCCAGACUUGGUUACAGCUGAAUGUGAUCAACUCUCAUCCCGUUUCAACGGGAGGCUAUCCUCGGUUCUUCGAUGAGGACAUUAUCACUGGAUCAGUGAACCUCGAACUUGAGAAGGCAGAGCAAAUCAAGAGUGUAUCUCUGACGGUUCUCGGAGUCGCCGCUGUGGAGGGUCUUGCUAGGUUGCGGUUCCUGGAGCUGACAGAGGCUCUGUGGACCCGCCGACAGCAGGAAGAUACCCCAGGCUCCUUGGUCGGACAUCACUCCUGGCCAUUCUCCGUCAAGCUUCCUCGCGAAGUUCCCCUCCGCUUGAAAGACAAGGCCGAUAGCACAAUAUAUCGCCUGCCUCCCAGUUUCUCGGAGAAGGGAUGGAAUGCGAUGUUGACCAUCGAGUACAGGAUCUUGGUGCAUGUUAAGAUGGGGAUGUUCAGUCCUGAUUACACUCUAGCAGCAAAUCUCUUUGUCCUACCUCGAACUGUAGCUGACCCUCGGCAGAAGGUUUCUGAAUCUGGGCCACCCGGUCCAGAUAUUGACCCUGAGGGAUGGGUUGAACUCCCUGCAAUAAAGGUGAAGGGUAGGGGCAUGACGCCUGGUGUCCAGGACCCAGACAUCACUUGUACUGUGCGUAUAUCUACAUUCUCGAUUGAAGAUCGCCUUACGAGCGUGGUCGCAGCUGGCAAUAGCGAAGCCGGUAAGAACCUUGCUCAGACGUGA